CCCGCUGUUCUGCCAGAUGACUCGGUGCCCGCUGUCGAGCUUGGUGACUCGGUGCCCGCUGUUCUACCAGAUGACUCGGUGCCCGCUGUCGUGCCAGGUGACUCGGGGCCCGCUGUCGAGCUUGGUUAGCCGGUGCCCGCUGUCGUGCCAGGUGACUCGGUGCCCGCUGUCGUGCCAGGUGACUCGGUGCCCGCUGUCGUGCCAGGUGACUCGGUGCCCGCUGUCGUGCCAGGUGACUCGGUGCCCGCUGUCGUGCCAGGUGACUCGGUGCCCGCUGUCGUGCCAGGUGACUCGGUGCCCGCUGUCGUGCCAGAUGACUCGGUGCCCGCUGUUCUGCUAGAUGGCCCGGUGCCCGCUGCCUCGCCUGAUGGCCCGGUGCCUGCUGCUCCACCUGACGUGCCUCGUGCCUGCUGCUCCACCUGACGUGCCUCUGCCCGCUGCCCAGCCUGACGUGCCUCUGCCCGCUGCCCAGCCUGACGUGCCUCUGCCCGCUGCCCAGCCUGACGUGCCUCUGCCCGCUGCCCAGCCUGACGUGCCUCUGCCCGCUGCCCAGCCUGACGUGCCUCUGCCCGCUGCCCAGCC
This is a messenger RNA of Staurois parvus, 582 nucleotides long. Lineage: Eukaryota; Metazoa; Chordata; Amphibia; Anura; Ranidae. The record is from the annotation of a GenBank genome assembly.